CAUCAACUGAUGAUCAUGUAAAAAAGAAGAAUAAGAAGAAGAAGAAAUAUAUUAUUCCAUCUUCUCAUCUGAUCUAUAUUUGCAGCAGCUCUGCAUAUUAAUUACCAUACCAGCCAUAAUGAAGAUCUUUAAUUGGAUUCAUGGAAAGAUUCAUGGGAAGCAACCAGUCGUCGUCAACAAACCACAUCCAAAUAAUACCACUCCAUAUACGGCGAAAGAAGAGUUCAGCGACUGGCCGAACAGUCUGCUGGCGAUCGGGACGUUUGGGAAUAACAAGAAUCAGCUCAGAGCUACAGAAGCUUCUUCUCCUGACUGCGGCGGCGGCGAUGGAGACCGGCGGCUAACGGGGGAAGAAGUCGGGGAGCUAAAGAAAGAGCUGAAGCUGCUGAUGCACAAACACUCGGUGCGGGAAAAUGGCGGCUUGGAGAAGUUUUUCGAUUGUCUGGACGACAUUGAAGAGGAGGGGAUCGUGACGUCGCCGGAGGACGAGGAUGUCCUGUGCGGCGGCGGUCGGACGGCGGCGAAAACAGAGAGCUCUCUGUCCUCGUCGUCAUCUAUAAUCACCAGAAAGUCGCUGUCUUUCCUAUUCAAGAAGGCCAUUCUCUGCCGCGGCGGCUUUAUCCCGCCUCCGGCGCCGUCUCUGCCGCUUCCGUCGGAUCUUUUCCCGGCGGACGGCGCCAGAUCGGAGAAGUCAAGAAUGGACCGGAUUCUGAAGUCGAUUCUGAACAAGAAAAUAUAUCCGCAGGGGGCGGCGAAUCCGAGGACGUCGACGAAGAAGUACCAGCUGGAGGAUAAUAAUUUAUAUUUAUGUGAGAAUUAUUCAGAGAGCGAAGAUGAAGAAGAUGACGAAGAUGAAGAAGAUGGUGAAGGAGUUGGGAAGGCGGGUGGUGAACAGGGGAGGAGCAAAUGGGUGAAAACUGAUUCUGACUUCAUUGUUCUGGAGAUAUGAAAUUUUCCUCAUUAAUUCGGCCACUGCCUUCUGAGAUUCUAAGGUGAAAACAUGCAUGUGUUAAGUAAAGAAGCCGAGAAAAGGAUGGCAUAAUAUGACACUGGGUUGAUCAAAGGGGCCAGUCAAGUGAACAUCAAAGAUAUGGGUGUUAGAUCCAUAAUUUGACCAUAUCUCAUUUACCAAGUGGUUAUAUUUUCGUCUCAUAGAAUUAAUCCAAAGAGAUUAAUCAUGUUUCUGGUGUUAAAUAUCAAUAAUCUUUCUUACUUUUU
Cuscuta campestris is the source of this 1218-nucleotide messenger RNA. The record is from the annotation of a GenBank genome assembly. Lineage: Eukaryota; Viridiplantae; Streptophyta; Magnoliopsida; Solanales; Convolvulaceae.